CUCGACCAUCUCUAAUGCGGAGGCGCGUGAUCGGUUGGUGGCCGAGCGACGAAAGAAUGUGCAGGUUGAUGAUCAAGGGCCGAUUCUUUAACAUCAGCAUUAUUAACGUGCACAGCCACGCGAGUACGACCGCUGCCCAAACUACGACGUCAAGAUCAUCAUAGGGGAUCUAAACGCUCAGGUAGACCAGGAGGAGGAAUUCAGACCGACGAUUGGAAAGUUCAGCGCCCACCAGCUAACGCACGAAAAUGGCCUCCGCCUCAUCGAUUUCGCCGCCUCCAAGAACUUGGCCAUACGUAGCACCUUCUUCCAGCACAGCCUCCCUUAUCGCUACACCUGGAGAUCACCACAACUAACGGAAUCGCAAAUCGACCACGCUCUGAUUGAUGGACGGCACUUCUCCGACAUUAUCGACGUCAGAACUUAUCGUCGCGCUAAUAUCGACUCUGAUCACUACCUGGUGAUGGUUAAACAGCGCCCAAAACUCUCUCUUAUUAACAAUGUACACUACCGGCGGCCGCCCCGGUAUGAUCUAGGGGGACCGAAGCAACCGGAUGUCGCCACCGCAUACUCGCAGAAUCUCGAGGAAGCGUUGCCGGACGAGGGUGUGCUCGAUGUGGCCCCUCUAGAGUACUGCUGGAGUACAGUCAAAGCAGACAUCAACAACGCAGCCGAGAGCUACAUCGGGUACGUAGAACGGAGUCGACGAAACGAUUGGUUCGACGAGGAGUGCAGAGCGGUUCUGGAGGAGAAGGAUGUAGCGCGGGCGUUAAUGCUGCAGCAUGGAACCCGACAGAAUGUGGAGCGAUACAGACAGAAGCGGAAGCAGCAGACCCGUCUCUUCCAGGAGAAAAAGUGCCGCCUGGAAGAAGCGGAGUGCGAGGAAAUGGAACUGCCUGUUUUGCGGAUGACGUAGAUAUUAUUGCUAGAACAUUUGGAACGGUGGCAAAACUGUACACCCGCCUGAAACGUUAAGCAGCAAAGGUCGGACUGGUGGUGAAUGCGGCUAAGACAAAGCACAUGCUGGUAGGUGGGACUGAGCGAGACAGGACAAGCCUUGGCAGCAAUGUUACGAUAGACGGGGAUACUUUCGAGGUGGUAGAAGAACUCGUCUACCUCGGUUCCUUGCUAACGGCUGACAAUAACGUGAGCCGUGAAAUACGAAUGCGCAUCAUCAGUGG
Molecule: messenger RNA, 1181 nt
Organism: Aedes albopictus (Asian tiger mosquito)
Lineage: Eukaryota; Metazoa; Arthropoda; Insecta; Diptera; Culicidae
Exons: 2
Coding region: 464-916 (150 amino acids)
Source: RefSeq, a predicted model, not a curated record